Esox lucius (northern pike) is the source of this 1616-nucleotide messenger RNA. RefSeq lists its product as uncharacterized. The transcript is spliced from 5 exons. The coding region runs from base 780 to 1616 and encodes 278 amino acids. NCBI's taxonomy places the organism in Eukaryota, Metazoa, Chordata, Actinopteri, Esociformes, Esocidae. The record is from RefSeq and is a predicted model, not a curated record.
AUCUAUAUCAAUGGGUUUAUUUUAUGUUUUAAAUGAGCAACAUUGUUGUGUACAUUGCUGUGUAUACACACCUUGUACAUGUGAAAUGUAAAACAUAAGCCUCAACCUAGUUAUCAUUUUUAACAUUUUCAACGACUAUGAAAUAUCCAACCAAAUUAGAAAUGUUACUUAUGUGACAGUUAGGAAUGCUGGAGCAAUAAGGGUAACAGUCUUUGUCAAAGACCCAAUGAGAUAGACUUUUACAAUGUAAGCUCAGGGAUUCAAUACAGCAACCUUUCAGUUAGUGUCCCCAUGCUCUUUCUUGUUACCUGCAAACUUAUUGCUUUAAACCAUAAUUUUCUGUUUCAUUCAUAGUUAAACCAAGCAUCCGACUGGUUAAUGGGACAGACCUCUGCUCUGGGAGGGUGGAGGUCUAUCAAGCUGGCCAGUGGAAAAAUGUGUGUGGAGACACAUGGAACCUGCAAUAUGUUAACGUUGUGUGUAGACAGCUGGGUUGUGGAAAAGCGCUGUGGGCCCCAGAGAAGGCCUACUUUGGUCAGGGCAGUGGGCGCUCUAUCACUCAGUGCUCACGCACAGCACAAAGAACGCAUGAAUGUGGUCAUGGUAACGACGCUGGUGUUGUUUGUUCAGGUUUGGUCUUGCAGAAGCCUUACCUCUCCAUAGACCCGUCCUAUUCUGACAUCUUACAUGGAGAGCAGGUCCAACUCACCUGCAAUCUCCCAACCCUCAUCCCAUGUAAUGCUGUAGAAUUCAUCUUCAACCUGAAUGGAGACUCUGUCAUGAAUGUAACUGUUGGAUCCUCACAGUCCAGAGUUAUGUUAACCCAGUUUAAAAUGGAUGCUUCACAUCAGGGCAGAUACAGCUGUCUCUACAGAACCACCUCUAAUGGCCAGGCCGUCAGCUCUCCUUACAGUAACUCAACUGAAGUGGUCCUUCUACAUCCAAAAAUCUCCCUCAGUGUUUCAAAUGUUUCGAUGUUCUGGGGAUCUAAGGGGCCAAAGGUCACCAGGGGCCACAGCUUCUCCAUCACCUGCUCCAUUCAGCCACGGUAUCCUGGAGGUCUCUUCCAUCUGGACUUCUCUGGCUCCAACAGGACUGAGACUAAGCCAGCAGUCAACCACUCUGCCUCCUUUCACUUCCCUUUUGCAGAGUAUAAACAUGAGGGGAACUACAGAUGUAGCUAUGAAGUCAACUUUUCCACUUGGGCAUUAGGGUCAGCUAAAAGUAAUCUGACCGUCACCAUUAGAGCAUCCAUGGUCCCCUUCAUUGCCUCUGGAGGGACUGGUGGGCUGGUACUGCUGUCACUGUUUCUGGUUGUCCUCUAUCUAGUCAGGAAGAGGACAAGGGGGAGCAGGAAUCCAUCUACAGAGACAAACCAGAGAGAAUGUAUCAAUAACAGAUACGACAGAGGCCGAGAAGAAGGAGACUAUGUGAAUGUUGAAAAUGUCCUUUACCAGAGAGGCCCUGAAAAAGUGAAUUGUGGUGUUAAAGGAGUUCUACCUGGGUUUCGUGUUACUACAAACAGUUAUGAUGAGGAAGAUGAUCAUGAUUACAUUAAUGUCUCCAUUCAGGACAUUGCUCAUGACAUGAAUGAGGACAUUUAUGAAAACUGUUAG